Messenger RNA from Rubroshorea leprosula, 2501 nucleotides. Lineage: Eukaryota; Viridiplantae; Streptophyta; Magnoliopsida; Malvales; Dipterocarpaceae. The record is from the annotation of a GenBank genome assembly.
CCUCUCUCUGUAAUCGGAAGCCACGGAGUCUCCAGAGUACUCUGCAGUUUACCUCCUUAGAUUCGCUGAAUCAAAAGGGUGGCGACACCUUGAACAGCCAUGGCGGACGUUUUGAUAAUGAAUGAAAUAGAGGCCACGGUGGGUCGCCUCGGCAUCGAUCUCUCCCAAGUCGAUUAUGACUCUAUUCGCCUCCCGCCGGGCGAGGACUUCGGUAUAGUCAGUGAUGACGACGAUGUUUACCAAGAUGAUCAAUUGGAAUUCGACUCUGGCUUCGGGAACAUUAUUGUUGUUGACAACCUCCCCGUGGUUCCUCGGGAGAAGUAUGAGAAACUAGAAGGUGUUAUUCGCAAAAUCUACAGUCAGAUUGGUGUGAUCAAGGAGGAAGGGCUUUGGAUGCCGGUUGAUCCUGAGAGCCAUAAAACACUAGGUUAUUGCUUCAUAGAGUAUAAUACUCCUCAGGAAGCUGAGGUUGCUAGGGAGAAAACAAAUGGGUAUAAGUUGGAUAGAGCUCAUGUUUUUGUUGUGAACAUGUUCGACGACUUUGAAAAGUACAUGAAAGUACCUGAUGAGUGGGCUCCUCCUGAAUUCAAGCCAUAUACCCCUGGGGAAAAUCUUCAAAAGUGGCUUACUGAUGAAAAAGCACGUGAUCAGUUUGUCUUUCGAGCUGGGCAAGAUACUGAGGUCCAUUGGAAUGAUGCAAGGCAAGCUAAGACUGAGCUUGUUUAUAAGCGUGCUUACUGGACUGAGAGUUUUGUUCAAUGGUCCCCACUUGGAACAUACUUGGCAACAGUUCACAGGCAGGGGGCUGCUGUUUGGGGAGGUGCUACUACCUUUAAUCGCUUAAUGCGCUAUGCUCAUUCGCAGGUUAAACUUAUUGAUUUCUCCCCUGGGGAGAAAUAUUUAGUGACUUACAGCAGCCAUGAACCAAGCAAUCCUCGUGAUGCAAACAGGGUUGUGAUAAAUAUUUUUGAUGUGAGAACUGGGAAAGUGAUGAGAGAUUUUAAGGGGAGUGCUGAUGAAUUUGCAAUUGGAGGAACUGGUGGUGUUGCAGGAGUCUCUUGGCCUAUUUUCAGAUGGGGCGGUGGGAAGGAGGACAAUUAUUUUGCCAAACUUGGGAAAAACAUGAUCUCUGUUUAUGAAACAGAGACUUUUAGCCUUAUUGACAAGAAAUCACUGAAGGUUGAAAAUGUUGUGGACUUCUGUUGGUCACCAACUGAUCCCAUCCUUUCUCUUUUUGUUCCUGAACUUGGUGGAGGAAAUCAACCUGCUAGGGUGAGUCUUGUACAAAUCCCAAGUAAAGAGGAGCUGAGGCAAAAGAAUCUCUUUAGUGUUAGUGAUUGCAAAAUGUACUGGCAAAGCAAUGGUGACUAUCUCGCUGUUAAGGUCGAUCGUUAUACAAAGACGAAGAAAAGCACAUACACAGGUUUUGAGCUUUUCAGAAUCAAAGAAAGGGACAUACCUAUUGAGGUUUUGGAGCUUGACAACAAGAAUGACAAGAUUAUUGCAUUUGCUUGGGAGCCAAAAGGACACAGAUUUGCUGUCAUACAUGGUGAUAAUCCAAGACCUGAUGUUAGUUUUUACUCGAUGAGAACUGCAAACAAUACAGGCCGAGUUUCAAAGCUCACUACACUAAAAGGCAAGCAGGCAAAUGCACUGUUCUGGUCACCUGCUGGCCGAUUUAUAGUACUUGCUGGAUUGAAGGGAUUCAAUGGCCAGUUAGAAUUUUACAAUGUUGAGGAGCUUGAAACCAUGGCAACUGCUGAACAUUUUAUGGCUACUGAUAUUGAAUGGGAUCCUACUGGAAGGUAUGUUGCCACAUCUGUGACCUCUGUUCAUGAAAUGGAAAAUGGCUUCAAUAUUUGGUCCUUCAAUGGCAAGCUUCUGUAUCGGAUAUUGAAGGAUCAUUUCUUUCAGUUCUUAUGGCGUCCAAGGCCACCUUCAUUCUUGACUCCUGAGAAGGAGGAAGAGAUUUCAAAGAACUUGAAGAAAUACAGCAAGAAGUAUGAAUUAGAGGACCAGGAUGUCUCAAUGCUGUUGAGCGAGCAGGAACGGGAGAAGAGGAGAAUGUUGAAGGAAGAAUGGGAGAAAUGGGUGAGCGAGUGGAAGCUGUUGCAUGAGGAAGAGAAGCUGGAAAGACAGAAGUUGAGGGAUGGAGAAGCCAGUGACGAAGAAGAGGAAUAUCAGGCACGGGAAAUAGAAGUUGAAGAGUUAUUGGAGGUGUCUGAGGAAGUUCUUUCUUUCGAGUUUGGACAGGAGUGAGUCUUGUAUUAACAUUCUGCAAAACCUUUGGGAGUCAUUGUACUCUUGUUAUGUAGUUUGUGAUGUUUGUUUGAAUAUCAAAUUUGUUGGAAGAAUUCUUACUUUAUAGACGUAACACGGUUGUAAUAUCAAACGAGUUCAAUUUUGUUUUAUGAAGUCUAACAUCCUUUUCCCAUGUAUUAGUCGUCUCGGUGGGAGGAAGCCUAGUGUGAUUGUUGGCCAAAUAAAAGACAUUAGUUUGU